AUGCUUCCACCAACAACAACCUCGCCUUUGUCUUCCACGUCGCUCCGGCCCUUCUGCUGCGCCAGCGGCCGCACCUUCGUCGCGAGGAUGUCUUGCCGCAAGAAGCAGAGACGCCUCACAUCCCGACCUCCCGAACUCCCGACAUCCCGACAUCCCGACAUCCCGACAUCCCGACAUCCCGACAUCCCGACAUCCCGACAUCCCGACAUCCGACAUCCCGACAUCCCGACAUCCCGACAUCCCGACAUCCCGACAUCCCGACAUCCCGACAUCCCGACAUCCCGACAUCCCGACAUCCCGACAUCCCGACAUCCCGACCUCCCGACAUCCCGACAUCCCGACAUCCCGACAUCCCGACCUCCCGACAUCCCGACAUCCCGACCUCCCGACAUCCCGCCGACCUCCCGACCCUCCCGACCUCCCGACAUCCCGACCUCCCGACAUCCCGACAUCCCGACCUCCCGACCUCCCGACAUCCCGACAUCCCGACAUCCCGACAUCCCGACAUCCCGACUCCCGACAUCCCGACUCCCGACUCCCGAUCCCGACAUCCGACAUCCCGACCUCCCGACAUCCCGACAUCCCGACAUCCCGACAUCCCGACCUCCCGACAUCCCGACAUCCCGACAUCCCGACCUCCCGACAUCCCGACCUCCCGACAUCCCGACAUCCCGAUCUCCCGACAUCCCGUCCUCCCGAUAUCCCGACAUCCCGACAUCCCGACAUCCCGACAUCCCGACAUCCCGUCCUCCCGACAUCCCGACACCUGGACAAAGGCGACCACUCCUGCAACUUUCUCGCCAUAAAUCCGCGAUAAUUGCAAGCGCAAGCCAAAUCCCUCCUGUAGUCGGCUCUCUCACGCUGCCUCGGUAUUUCUUGCCUAAGAAGAUCUCGAUGAUUAAGAUAACAGAGGCCGCGACGCACCCGCGGCCGCGACGCACCCGCGGCCGCGCUGUGUCAUUGAAGUAUGGCAUUCGUGUGAUCUUGGCAACAGCAUCCGCCCCUAAAGAGUGCCUCACGUGCUAG
This is a messenger RNA of Penaeus monodon (black tiger shrimp), 1026 nucleotides long. Its product is annotated as protein PELPK1-like. Bases 1 to 1026 code for a protein of 341 amino acids. The transcript has 3 exons. Lineage: Eukaryota; Metazoa; Arthropoda; Malacostraca; Decapoda; Penaeidae. The record is from RefSeq and is a predicted model, not a curated record.